AUGUCUAACACUGAGCAGACCUUUAUUGCCAUCAAGCCCGACGGUGUCCAGCGAGGACUCAUCUCUCCUAUCCUCCACCGAUUCGAGCAGCGAGGUUUCAAGCUUGUCGCCAUCAAGCUGACCAACCCCGACGAGAAGCUCCUCCGAGAGCACUACGAGGACCUCCAGGAGAAGCCCUUCUUCCCCUCUCUGCUCAAGUACAUGCAGUCUGGCCCCGUUCUUGCCACCGUCUGGGAGGGUAAGGAUGUUGUCAAGCAGGGCCGAAACAUCCUCGGUGCUACCAACCCCCUCCAGUCCGCCCCCGGUACCAUCCGAUUCGACUACGCCAUCGACAUUGGCCGAAACGUCUGCCAUGGUUCCGACUCUGUUGAGUCUGCCAAGAAGGAGAUCGGCAUCUGGUUCAAGCCCGAGGAGCUCGCCUCUUACACCCCUGCCAACAUUGGCUGGAUCUACGAGUAA
Yarrowia lipolytica CLIB122 is the source of this 459-nucleotide messenger RNA. RefSeq lists its product as uncharacterized. Gene Ontology annotation, molecular function: nucleoside diphosphate kinase activity. Lineage: Eukaryota; Fungi; Ascomycota; Dipodascomycetes; Dipodascales. Gene Ontology annotation, biological process: UTP biosynthetic process; GTP biosynthetic process; CTP biosynthetic process. The record is from RefSeq and is a predicted model, not a curated record.